This is a messenger RNA of Perca flavescens (yellow perch), 1951 nucleotides long. RefSeq lists its product as uncharacterized. The record is from RefSeq and is a predicted model, not a curated record. NCBI's taxonomy places the organism in Eukaryota, Metazoa, Chordata, Actinopteri, Perciformes, Percidae. Bases 115 to 888 code for a protein of 257 amino acids. The transcript is spliced from 4 exons.
AAAGCCUUACAUUUCACCUUAAGGUUUUAUCAGUAAUUAUUUAUUGUAGCGUGUACUGUACCUCAUAGUAUUUACAUCCUGCAAAGAAAAAAGCCCUUACAACUUCUUGAAGGGAUGUCCAGCAAGAAGCGAAAACCUAACUGGACAGACCAGGAGUGUCUUCUUCUUGCUGAGUUAAUGCAGGAGAGAAAAGACAUAAUCAGAGGGAAGUGCUGCACUGGAGUUUCAAUACAGGAUAAAAGACAAGCCUGGGAGGAAAUAGCCAAAGCCAUCAACACUGCGUUUCCACAGAUUCAACGUACAGUUUCUGACUGUAACAAAAAGUGGGAAAAUCUGCUGGCAAAGUCAAGGGAGGAGAUCAAACGACAGAGAAGGCAAGCGGGCAUAGAGGGCCUGUCUCUUGAACAGUUCGGUACUGUGACUCAAGUAGUUAUUUCUGUGAUGAACCUGUCAGACAUGUUGCAACAGGACAGGAAAGACUCUUCAGUCUCAGAGUUGGUGGAAACUCAACUAAACAGCUGUGAUGAAAAUGGAAAUGAGCACACAAUAGAUGAAAGAUUCUCAAACAAACAUCCACUGAGAGAACUCCCGGCAUAUCCAGAUCCAUCCACUUCUCCAGCAAAACAAAAAACGGCAGCAUCCACUAACGUCCCUAAAUCACUCGCAGUGCAUUUUAGUGCACAUCGUGCUGCUGGCUUUGCUGCUUCCUCAGAACACCUAGAUACCCCCUGCUCUACUUCCUCACUGCAAAACUUUGCUGAGCGAAUGGAUUUGGAAAUGUCUGUGCUGAGAAGACAAGAGGCAGUCCUCAAGCUGCAAGAGGAAUAUUACACACUAAAAAUUGAGUUGAUGAAAAAGAAAAUGGUAGAGCCACUUUCAAAGGACUGAAGUAGCUGUAGAGAACGACUUGUUGCACCUGUUUGUGACUUUGUGCCUGCCUCUGAAAUGUGUACAUUCAUGUCAACGAAUAUUCAAGCAAUAUUAAUAAUUUAUAUCUGUAAUGUUUUUGUAUAGUGAAAUACUAAAACAGCACAUUUAAUUUAGUUGGAUACACAUUCCAUACUCUAUAGACUGAGAAAUAUUGAUUAGGUUUGUCUGGUCACACUUCACAAUGCCACAGCCAAGCAUUUAUAGCAAAUUUGCUUUUUGAUCCCUUGAUGUCAGCUCUUCCUUUCAUUGUGAAAAAGAAUUUGCCGAUCGUUUUUCCCCAAUUUGUGAUGGACAAAGACCUUUUUUUAAAGCUGACAUUUUGACGUAUCAUAACAGGAACAGCACAGGUGUAACUUAUAACAUUAAUUAUGACACCAUACCAUUGAAGUGUCCCUGUAAACCCAGGGAGCCACCAUGCACAGUACCAUGAGCCUGGAAAAAUUGCAUUAAUAUCUGAAGUAUUCCCUUUGUCACUGCAAACUCCACUGUUGGCUAGUAUGGGUAGAGUGACAGCCAUGUUUCCUUUGACUUCCCUCUAUAUUGAUAUACGAUGAUUAGAGUAUAGUUUAUACUUAUGAGUACAACGAGAACAAAUGACACGUUAACAAAAGCUCAUAUAACCUUGAAUUAUUUCCUAGGUGAAUGCCGUGUGCCAUAUUACUGUGGAAGUACAACUCUUACAUUUUCAAAUUCUUGAAAUCAAAGUUAUUCUUUGUAGGAAUUCUAAUUUAGUUUAGUUUAUCUGGCAGCGAAGUCCAACUCAUAUGUAUAGUUUUAGACUGUGAGAAAUGUAGUUUAUUUGCUGAUUCAUGCCAUUUACUCCUAAGUGCGAAUUUGGAAGCUGUAAAUGUUUGACAUAUACCAAUCUACAUAUUUAUUUAAAUUUAACUUGGUCAUGCCAAUGUAAGUGAAGCUACAAAAAUGUCCUGUCUAGACAAAUGUAGUAAUUUGUGCGUAAUAUCUCUCAUAAAUCCGUUUAUUUGUAAGUGAUGGGGGUUGGCACCCAGAUGUAAGGAGUGGG